UGGCUAACGACGACAAAACAAAAUGGUUUCCGUUCGUCGAAUUUUGACGUUUUAUUCUCGAUUUAGUUGCUUUUUCUCUUUUAUUCUGCUCGGUUAUGGCCUUACAUCUGAAAAUGGUGGAUCAGACAUUGGCUCUACUACUCCAAAAACCACACAGAAGGACAAAGAAGGAGGGUUAAGUGAUGCAGAGACAAACAAGACAAUUACUGAUAAUUCUGGUACUGGUGGUAGCACAGGAGCGACUCCACCCCUUGACACAAGAACUAAUCCAACUCUAGACGAUACCAAUUUCACUGACGCUAAUGCAGUGUGCCCAACAAAUGCAGAGUGUAGUAAACUUGGUGGUUAUUGCAUAGACUGUCAGUUUGAUCCAAAUUGCCAUUAUGGAAAGGAGGUCUCAGUAAGGUGCUCCGUGAAGACUGGGAUUGAGUGUGAGGGAUCAAGAUCUUUUGAUAAGAAGAUGGUGUGUCGUUAUUGUUAUCAGACCGAAAAAGAGGAAUAUAAAUGUACUAGAAACAACACAUGCAGAGUUAUAACGGCACCAAAAUCAUAUUAUUUGGCAAAUUGUACAGUAAAAGAUGACAUCAUUUGCAUGGGGCGAAGACAGUUUUAUAAAAAUGUGCCAUGCAAUUGGACGAGGGGUUAUCGUUGGUCAACUUCUUUGUUACUAAGCAUUACAUUAGGUGGUUUUGGUGUUGAUCGCUUCUACCUUGGACUCUGGCGAGGGGGCAUUGGAAAAUUAUUCAGUUUUGGAGGCCUUGGUGUGUGGACAAUUGUUGACGUUGUGUUGAUAGCGACAGGAUAUGUUGGACCAGCUGAUGGAUCAGUGUACAUUUACUAGAAAAGUUAACAAAUAAUUGCAACAUUUCAUAUGUUUUCAUGUUUCCUCUUGAAUAUCAGUGCAAUAGUCCGGUAGUGCAAGUCAUAGUAAUGCCAUACAAGUAUGUCGUUAUUAGAAAUGGAUAACCGACGUAAUAAGUUCUAAGUAUUUUUUCCAUUGUUUGGUCUUGAUUGAUAUAAAGAUUGUGCCUCCAUUUGGGGCCAGGCGUAUUGCAAGACUAAGUGUUGACUCCUGAGUAGGAGGAGUACAGGAUUUACAUUGACCGCUGCGCUGGGCAAAACAUGCAAAAAACUGACACAUUUUUGUUUGUAUGUACAGUGGAACCCCGGUUGGCGACCACCUCAGUAACGCGACCACCCCGCCAACGCGACCACGAUUCUCCGGUCCCGAAUGGUUUCCUCUCUAAUUACCAUUAAGAGACCCCCGCUAAGACGACCACCCCGGUACCCCGACCGCGACCACUGGCUUGGCCGGUCCCAAACUGAAAAUCAACCCCGCUAACCCGACCACCAGGCCUAAUUGCCGUAAUCGGUCGCACCUCGCUGCCAAGCUUUGUUGAGACGGGGACAAUGGCCAUGGGAAUACAUAUGAAAACAAAAAAUACAAUGUGAUUUUGCAGGUAUGAUCAAUUGUAUAAGUGUAAAUGAAUAAAUAAACUUUCCUUUUCUAACGUUUUCAUGGUUUGUUUUCAUCAAUGAGCCAGUUCAGUACCAGACAUGCGCACUCAGCAGCAGCAAAAUCAUGUGAUUUGCGUGAUUUGCAUAUGAACUUAUAAUAAACGGCGGGUAGUUUGAAGACCACACUUAUGAAAAUAACAAGCUUGCGAGACGUUUGAAUGUUUUAUGAUAUGGAGAACUUGGUUGAUUUACUACAGUAUCAUUUUAUAUUUCUUUAAAUAUUUUGACUGAAAAUAGAUUUGAUUAAAACUGUAGCAUUACUCAACUCAUCAUUCACGUGGAAUCAUACGACAAGUUUACUUCAAUCGUCACAAACAGUCGGGUACAUGGAGGAUGAUUCACCAAAUUGCCCGCAAAUGCGUCACGUCGGGCAGAUAAUGAAACUUUGUGGCUAAAAUGAGUUACAAAAUUACCUUUUCUAACUCAUUCUGAGAAUGUAACAUGUAAUUUUAUCGACGAACUGUUCUUGCGAGGCAUGGUAACAAAACUUUGGAGCGUGCAUCAUCUCAAUCAGGCAGCGUUGCUAUGGUAGUACAGCGUACACACGCCAUGCAGUCGGCAAUUGUGGCGGGAAAAAUAAUCAUGUAUUUCGUCUGGGGAUUCCCAACCUCGCUAACACGACCACCCCGGUAACGCGACCACUCCGACCACGGUCCCAUGAGUGGUCGUGUUACCGGGGUUCCACUGUACAUGUAUUUGACACUCAGUGAUUUUUACUUUUUGUACAGUUAACUCCUCAUUAUCAUGCGUUUGGUACAUCCACUUCAUCAGACUUGUUUGAAUUUUGUAAAUAAAUUGUCAUUGUUAAUAAAUAAUUUCAUAAAAUUUA
Messenger RNA from Lineus longissimus, 2347 nucleotides. RefSeq names its product TM2 domain-containing protein 3-like. Bases 23 to 841 code for a protein of 272 amino acids. NCBI's taxonomy places the organism in Eukaryota, Metazoa, Nemertea, Pilidiophora, Heteronemertea, Lineidae. The transcript has 5 exons. The record is from RefSeq and is a predicted model, not a curated record.